Messenger RNA from Exaiptasia diaphana, 1131 nucleotides. RefSeq names its product steroid 17-alpha-hydroxylase/17,20 lyase. Gene Ontology annotation, molecular function: iron ion binding; oxidoreductase activity, acting on paired donors, with incorporation or reduction of molecular oxygen; monooxygenase activity. The coding region runs from base 9 to 623 and encodes 204 amino acids. Lineage: Eukaryota; Metazoa; Cnidaria; Anthozoa; Actiniaria; Aiptasiidae. The record is from RefSeq and is a predicted model, not a curated record. The transcript is spliced from 2 exons.
AUGUCCUAAUGACCCUAGGAGACAUGUUCUCCGGUGGUAAUGAGUCUUCAGUUACCACGCUGCGAUGGCUUUUUGCUCACCUUUUAAGAAACCCUGAUAUACAGGACAAGCUGCAUGCAGAGCUCGAUCGUGUUGUUGGUCGAGAUCCAAAAACAGCGCCAACAAUAAAGGACCGAGAGAAUCUACCUUACCUUGAAGCAAGCAUUCUUGAAACGAUGCGAAUGGCAUCUCCAGUCCCACUUGCAGUACCUCACAAAACCACGCGUGACACGACGGUGCAAGGUUAUUCUAUUCCAAAGAAUACAACGGUCAUUUUAAAUCUAUGGGCGAUACAUCACAACACAGAUGACUGGCAGAAACACGAUGUGUUCGAUCCAUCAAGAUUUCUAGGUGAAGAUGGUAAGAUAUCUUCCUUCAAAACUCGAAAUCUUCUUCCAUUUGGAGCAGGACGAAGAGUUUGCAUCGGAGAAACCGACGCCAAGACGGUGUUGUUCUUAUUUGCAUCUCGAUUUUUGCACAAAUUCAAACUUGAACAUACCGAGGCAUUGCCUGAAAUGGUUGGGCACUUAGGGGUUGUUAACUUUCCCAAGCCAUACAAGCUACGCGCAAUAGCUAGAUUAUAACAGUUUCAGAGAAUCUUCCAGCAGCGUCCGAGCAAAAAGUUCUUGAAAUUUUUUCUUAUAUGAAAUACUUGAUGAUACUGCAACGUAUCGCUUGUUUCGAGCAUAGUAUAAUGUCUGCUGAGGCASUAUCGUUCUCUUGCUUGAUAUAUCGACUAAAAAAUUGUUGGCUUGCAAUUCAAACGAUUUUAUUACAUUAACGAAUACCUUCCAACUUUGGGGGGCACUUCCUAAUAAUAAAAAAAGGCGGGGGUCCUCCUCGUCCCUUUUAGGAUUUGAAAUCAGUGUUUUGGUUCCGCUUAGGGUAAUAAUGACGAGAGUUCCCACCAACUGAGUUUUUUGGUCCUUUUAGGCUAUACGACGACCCUAAGCCGUCAUCAUAUAUUUUUACAACGUCGUCAUAAUCUCAAGCCAACGGCGUUUGAUGCUUGUACAUGUGUGCAAAAACAUAUAAAAAAACAAAAUAACCGUUUAUUGAAAUUUCAGCACUGCCACGCACAUCAUCUCACAA